Molecule: messenger RNA, 1282 nt
Organism: Struthio camelus australis
Lineage: Eukaryota; Metazoa; Chordata; Aves; Struthioniformes; Struthionidae
Gene: ANXA13
Product: annexin A13
Cellular component (GO): cytoplasm
Molecular function (GO): calcium-dependent phospholipid binding; calcium ion binding
Source: RefSeq, a predicted model, not a curated record
GCUUGUUUUAUUGAAGAGCAGAAGAGUCGUUUCUUCCACGCUCAGACUAGGCAAAAAUGGGUGGCUCGCAUUCAACCAUUCAUCACCGUCAUCAUGGCUUUGAUGCAGACCGGGAUGCCAAGAAACUGCAUAAAGCCUGCAAAGGAGCAGGAACUGACGAAAAAACAGUUAUUGAAAUCUUGUCAAAUCGAACAUCGGAGCAGAGGCAACAGAUAAAACGGAAGUAUAAGGCUGCAUUUGGCAAGGACUUGGAAGAGGUGCUGAAGGGAGACCUAAGCGGGAAUUUCGAAAAGAGCGUGCUGGCCCUGCUGGAUCUUCCCUGCGAAUACGAGGCCCGAGAGCUUCGCAAAGCGAUGAAAGGCGCUGGGACGGACGAGUCGCUGCUGAUCGAGAUCCUCUGCACGCAAAACAACAAGCAAAUCGUAAGCAUAAAGGAGGCGUACAAAAGGCUCUUUGACAGGGAUCUAGAGGCUGACAUUAAAAGCGACACUGGUGGGUCCAUGAGGAAGAUAUUAGUCGCUGUGCUAGAGGCAAACCGAGAUGAGGACCAAGAGGUCAAUGCCGAGCUUGCUGGGCAGGAUGCCAGAGAGCUGUAUGAAGCAGGGGAAGGCCGCUGGGGAACGGACGAGCUGGCUUUCAACACGGUCUUAGCAAAGAGAAGCUAUCGGCAGCUGAGAGCUACUUUUGAAGCCUAUGAAAAGCUGCAUGGGAAAGACAUAGAAGAAGCCAUUAAAAGUGAAACUUCUGGAGAUCUGGAGAAGGCCUAUCUCACUCUUGUCAGCUGUGCCAAAGACUGCCAAGGUUACUUUGCUACACUUCUGCAUGAGUCGAUGAAAGGAGCUGGGACUGAUGAAGAGACUUUGAUUCGCAUCCUUGUGACCAGGGCUGAGAGUGACCUGCCAGCAAUAAAGGAGAAGUUCCAGCAGAAGUACAACAAGUCAUUAGCUGAAGCUGUCCAAUCUGAUACCUCUGGGGACUUCAGAAAGUUGCUGCUGGCUAUUAUACGCUAAAAAGCCAUCCAGAACAGAGAGGCAUGCUGAGCAGCCACCUCUUGAUUAGUUUCCAAAGUAGCAUCCAAAAAAUGUGGCAUUAGCAGAAAGAAAAAAAUCCAAUUUAUUUUCUUUCCAGCUGAGAAACAUGUUGCCAAGUAAUGCUGGACGUGAGGUUUAUGUUACGGGUAUCUUGCCAAAUGUCCUUAAGCAAUAAAGAUAUUUUAAAAAAAACUAAAUCUAAAUUGACCUCUUUGUGUUUGCGUAUGUGGAGGAAUCUUUAUCUUCUGACA